AUGGGGAGCAGGUGCCUCCUGGUCCUGCUCUCAGGUCUCACUGUCUUACUGGCUCUGCCAGGAUCAGAAGCCAAGAAUUCUGGAGCUUCCUGUCCUCCAUGCCCUAAAUAUGCCAGCUGCCACAACAGCACCCACUGUACUUGUGAAGAUGGCUUUCGGGCCAGGUCUGGCAGGACAUACUUUCAUGAUUCCUCUGAGAAGUGUGAAGAUAUUAAUGAAUGUGAAACCGGGAUGGCAAAGUGCAAGUAUAAAGCAUAUUGUAGAAAUAAAGUUGGAAGUUACAUCUGUAGCUGUUUGGUAAAACAUACUUUCUUCAACUUUGUGGCUGCUAUUAUAGAUUAUGAUCAUCCAGAUUGUUACGAGAACAAUAGUCGAGGGACGACACAGUCAAACGUGGAUAUUUGGGAAAAUCUGAGAAGAAAUGGAAGCAGAGAGGACUUUGCAAGAAGGGCUACUCAACUAAUUCAAAGCGUGGAGUUGAGCAUCUGGAAUGCGAGUUUUGCUUCUCCAGGAAAGGGUCAAAUUUCUGAAUUUGAUGUAGUCUAUGAAACCAAGAGGUGCAAUGAGACAAGGGAGAAUGCUUUUCUGGAAGCUGGAAAUAACACCAUGGAUAUCAACUGUGCUGAUGCUUUAAAAGGAACCCUAAGAGAGAGCACUGCAGUUGCUCUUAUCACGUAUCAAUCUCUUGGGGAUAUUCUGAAUGCAUCCUUUUUUAGUAAAAGAAAAGGGAUGCAGGAAGUAAAACUGAACUCCCAUGUUGUGAGUGGCACCAUCGGUUUGAAGGAAAAAAUUUCCCUGUCUGAACCUGUGUUCCUGACUUUUCACCAUGAUCAGCCUGGUGACAAGAGAACAAAACAUAUCUGUGUCUACUGGGAGGGAUUGGAGGAAGGUGGCUGGUCCACGGAGGGCUGCUCUCAUGUGUACAGCAACGGUUCUUACACCAAAUGCAAGUGCUUCCAUCUGUCCAGCUUUGCUGUCCUCGUGGCUCUUGCCCCCAAGGAGGACCCUGUGCUGACCGUGAUCACCCAGGUGGGGCUGACCAUCUCUCUGCUGUGCCUCUUCCUGGCCAUCCUCACCUUCCUUCUGUGCCAGCCCAUCCAGAACACCAGCACCUCCCUCCAUCUACAGCUCUCCCUCUGCCUCUUCCUGGCUCACCUCCUGUUCCUGACGGGCAUCAACAGAACUGAGCCUGAGGUGCUGUGCUCCAUCAUUGCAGGGCUGCUGCACUUCCUCUACCUGGCUUGCUUCACCUGGAUGCUCCUGGAAGGGCUGCACCUCUUCCUCACCGUCAGGAACCUCAGGGUGGCCAACUACACCAGCACGGGCAGAUUCAAGAAGAGGUUCAUGUACCCUUUAGGCUACGGGAUCCCAGCUGUGAUUAUUGCUGUGUCAGCAAUAGUCGGACCCCAAAAUUAUGGAACAUUUACUCACUGUUGGCUCAAGCUUGAUAAAGGAUUCAUCUGGAGCUUCAUGGGGCCAGUAGCAGUCAUUAUCUUGAUAAACCUGGUGUUCUACUUCCAAGUUCUGUGGAUUUUGAGAAGCAAACUUUCCUCCCUCAAUAAAGAAGUUUCCACCAUUCAGGACACCAGAGUCAUGACAUUUAAAGCCAUUUCUCAGCUAUUUAUCCUGGGCUGUUCUUGGGGCCUUGGUUUUUUUAUGGUUGAAGAAGUAGGGAAGACGAUUGGAUCAAUCAUUGCAUACUCAUUCACCAUCAUCAACACCCUUCAGGGAGUGUUGCUGUUUGUGGUACACUGUCUCCUUAAUCGCCAGGUUCGAAUGGAAUACAAAAAGUGGUUUAGUGGGAUGCGGAAAGGGGUAGAAACUGAAAGCACUGAGAUGUCUCACUCUACUACCCAAAACAAAACGGAAGAAGUGGGGAAGUCCUCAGAAUUCUUGCAUAAAGGAGGCACUGCAUCAUCAUCUACAGAUUCAACCAAGCAACCGCAGCCACAGAUAUAAACAGAGUAGUGUACAUCCACUCCACCUGCUGGCUUUGAAGUUAUGUGAUUCCUUUGGAAAAGGGAAAAUGAAGGGAUAUUCACAUGGUUGCAAAAUGUGUGCAUGCAGCGCAACUUUUUGUUUUGCAUAAUUUCAAAUGUACACGAAUAAAGGCUUCGUAAAAUGC
Pongo pygmaeus (Bornean orangutan) is the source of this 2125-nucleotide messenger RNA. Its product is annotated as putative adhesion G protein-coupled receptor E4P. Gene Ontology annotation, cellular component: plasma membrane. NCBI's taxonomy places the organism in Eukaryota, Metazoa, Chordata, Mammalia, Primates, Hominidae. Gene Ontology annotation, molecular function: calcium ion binding; G protein-coupled receptor activity. The transcript is spliced from 17 exons. Bases 1 to 1959 code for a protein of 652 amino acids. The record is from RefSeq and is a predicted model, not a curated record. Gene Ontology annotation, biological process: adenylate cyclase-activating G protein-coupled receptor signaling pathway; cell surface receptor signaling pathway.